AUGGGCAAGCGAAAGAGAGCUUCGUGCGGCGUCUCUACCCCUGUACGCUUGACGAAGGACAGAAUUUCAUCCUGCGAGGCUAUCAUUGGAUACUCUUUUAUCAAUAUCGCACUCCUCAUACAGGCACUCAACAUGUCCACUGCUAGUGUAAGAUUUGAAGAUUCUUGGAUCCAUGUCCCAAAGAACGAUCGCCUAGCUGUGUAUGGCAAUUCGGUCGCCGAAUCAUAUCUGUGUCGGAUGUGGAUGAAAAGAGCCCUCACCAAAGGCCAGUGGACAGAAAUUCGCUCCAGCGUGCUGGGUAACAAGAAUUUGACUCGUGUUGGGUUCGAAAAUGGGCUGGAUGACUGCGUCAAGCUGAACGGUGGCACAAUGUCCGUGUCUGCAAACUCUAUGGCUACCACCGUUGAAGCGAUCAUGGGUGCCGUACACCUAGACGGUGGAGAUGCCGCGUUGGCAACAGCUAUGAUGGAGCUUGGACUCACUGAACACGAGUACUUG
Molecule: messenger RNA, 498 nt
Organism: Talaromyces rugulosus
Lineage: Eukaryota; Fungi; Ascomycota; Eurotiomycetes; Eurotiales; Trichocomaceae
Exons: 2
Biological process (GO): RNA processing
Molecular function (GO): ribonuclease III activity
Source: RefSeq, a predicted model, not a curated record